GCGGCAUCCAGUUCCGAACAUUAACAGUAACCCCCCUGGCAUAACAGUAACCAGCAUGGCUCGCUUUACUCUACUUGCAGCACUAUUCGCUGGGCUAGUGUGUCUGCUGAUCGAUCAUUCGGCAGUGUUCGCCUGGCCGAGCGCUUUACAGGCGCCUUCCGAUGCAUCGCAAAUACCUAACUUCCCCGGACCUGGUGACAUUCCAAAGCCUCCCGGUAUGCUGCACAGCCGGGUAGCACGUCAGGCACCGCCCGAAAUUCCCGGACAAAAUCAAUUUCCACCACCGCCGCCGCCGCCGCCCCAAAUGUCACAGAUGCCACAGACGAGAUCCCGUCGAAACGCUAGGACAUCGAUCGAAAUGGCAAACAUGCUGCCGGCGCUAGCACCAGUAUCGUACAUCUCGUUGGCUCGUGAAAAGCGGGCCGCCAAGGGCACGGGCGGAAAGCUUCCCAGUAAGGCGGGAUAGGCGACAGAGAAACGCAAACCCCGAUUCUUUCGUCUAUAUAUUGGCUGCUGAAGAUAUGUUAUUCCGCGUUAGUCAUUAAUGCAUAAAAUAAGGGGGUGUGACACAUAGCAUAUUCAUAUGUACUACAAUCAAACAAAUACAGUAACAUGCAAGCAAACAA
Anopheles stephensi (Asian malaria mosquito) is the source of this 626-nucleotide messenger RNA. RefSeq lists its product as uncharacterized. Lineage: Eukaryota; Metazoa; Arthropoda; Insecta; Diptera; Culicidae. The coding region runs from base 56 to 466 and encodes 136 amino acids. The transcript is spliced from 4 exons. The record is from RefSeq and is a predicted model, not a curated record.